Messenger RNA from Parasteatoda tepidariorum (common house spider), 886 nucleotides. Its product is annotated as astacin-like metalloprotease toxin 5. Gene Ontology annotation, molecular function: zinc ion binding; metalloendopeptidase activity. Gene Ontology annotation, biological process: proteolysis. The record is from RefSeq and is a predicted model, not a curated record. Lineage: Eukaryota; Metazoa; Arthropoda; Arachnida; Araneae; Theridiidae.
UUUUACGACGGGGAAUCAUAAAAAGCCUCUGUCUUGAGACUAGUUUUGUGCAUAUUGGGGUUUAUCUUCAGGCAAUCUCUUCUGUGUACAAUGGUGGUUCUAAAAUAUAUUUUCCUUAUUAUCGGACUUGCUUCGACAUGCUACGGCAGGAGUAUUGAUGAUGUAGCUGGGGAUGAAGCUAUGCAAAAUCCUGAUCUUUUUGAAGGUGAUAUAGCUGGAUUUGACCCUCAUACUGAUAGGAAUGCUGUCGUAGAAAAACACAGAGUUUGGCCAAAUGGAAAAAUACCCUAUAUCAUCGAUCCAGCACUAAAGGAAAAGGAACCUCAAAUUAAAGAAGCCAUGAAACACUAUGCAGACAAGACUUGUAUUCGAUUUGUUCCAAGAACUGACGAGAGACAAUACGUCAAGAUUUUCGCCGGAAGAGGGUGCUACUCUCAUGUUGGAAAAACUCUAGGUGAACAGCCUCUGUCUUUAGGAGCAGGAUGUUUCAAGAUGGGAACGCUACUUCACGAGAUGGGUCACACAGUUGGAUUCUUCCAUGAACAUUCUCGAUCAGAUAGAGACGAUUACUUGAACAUUCACUACGAAAACAUUCAAAAAGGAAUGGAGGACCAGUUUGUUAAAUUGAGACCAAAGCAGAACCAACUGUUGUCUCCAUUUGAUUUCGAUUCUGUUAUGUUAUAUGGAGAAACUGUCUUCAGCAAGAGCCAUUACGAUGGAUUAAAAACCAUGACCGCCAAAGAUGGUCGAAAAAUAGUUGACGUCAAUGAUAAGUUUGCCUUGAGUAAGGACGACAUUCUACGGAUCUCUAAAUUGUAUCAGUGCUGAUUGUAUUGUCAAUAUAGUGAUUCUUGAUGUGUGUUGGCAAUAAAUUUCUAUCUUGUGA